This is a messenger RNA of Danio rerio (zebrafish), 3657 nucleotides long. The record is from RefSeq and is a predicted model, not a curated record. NCBI's taxonomy places the organism in Eukaryota, Metazoa, Chordata, Actinopteri, Cypriniformes, Danionidae.
CCUUAGGCCACAAUAGCAGGAAUCAAGAUGCAGACCAUUCAGACAAUUGAGAUGCAGUUACCUGUCCUUCGAGAGAGUUUCCACUCCUCUCCCUUCAGAGAGAGAGCAAAAGAGCGCAGGAAGAGCAGCCUGUCAAAUCUCAUCAGAAGACAACAGCAACAGUUAUUACGUGAGCAACAGCAGUCAGUAUUACAUCAGAAACAACAGCCAUCCUCGCCCUUACAAGGCCACGCUGCACAUGCUCAGUUGGUCCGCUCCUCCAGCAGCCCAUUAUGUGACCUGGCGGAGCAAAUAGGCGAGCUAGAGAAAGUGAGAGGCAUUGGGAGGCAGGGGGAGCUGUCUCACAGACAGUCCUCAGAUACAGCGUCACAGCCAGCAUCAUCACAGCAGCUGCUGCUGGCGGUGAAGAGAGAGAGAGAGGGAUUACUGAGGGAGGGGGAGAAAGUGCAAGGGAGCACUGAGAGGGAGAGAGAGGAGAAGAGAGAACGAGAAAGUCAAUCUGAGCGCACACGUUCCCAGCAUGGCCUGAUCGCUAAAGGUGUUCGCCUUCUGAGGAUCAUGGGAAACCAGGAGGCAAAACAGAAGAAGCCCACUGUCACGACAGGAGCAGAAGGUGAGGGGAACGGAGCAGGCACUGAGGACCAUGUCAAAAAGAUUAAGAAAAGUAAAUCAUCUGCCGAAUCAGGCAAGAAGAAAUCCAAAUCGGAGGGUUCCAAAGGUUCUGUGUUUUCCAACAUCCGCAUCCGUAAGGGCCUCUCCCGGAAAGUGUUGUCCAAAGAGGAUGUACUGGAUGGUGGGAUUAGGAUUAAGCCUGCUGAUGCAAAUGGCAACAGUAAUGGUGGAAUAUCUGGUGAUGAGAGUUGCAUGCCUGACUCUAAGCAACUCACGGCUGAAAGUAGGCAGUCGACUCUGGACACCACUGAAGAUGAUGUUGAAAGAGAGACUGAGGGAUCGGGGUCAGAUACAGACCUCUGCAGCUAUCAUUCAGCUGCCGAGGCUCAAGAUCUGCUGUCGGACAUCCAGAGAACCAUCAGACAGAUGGAGGGAGUUGAUGAGAGGCAAAACUGUCACUCUGAGGACAAGGAGAGACAAGUCGGGUUCGAAGGCCAUGUUGAAGUCACUCACGGUCCUACAAGAGGUAGUCUUGCUUGUGAGGGUGAACCGGAAAAGUUAGAAGGUGCUUCUGACAGCAAAUAUCUCAAUCUGAUAUGUAGUGGGGAUACAACAGGAGGGGUGAUCACAUCAAAAUUAAAGAUAGAAUCAGAUGGGAAAGUUGCUGAUAUUCCAAAUAAAGCUGACCACUUGUCCAGUUUGUCUAGUGACUACAGUAUUCAGGAUGCUGUACCAGAGACAAAUAGUGUCCAGGAUGCAAGAGCUUUUACUCAUUCAACAAGUAACUACAGUUUUCAGGACAAUACAGGAACAUCCACUUCUUACGAGAGUGCUGAAGAGAUCUUGGAGAGUUCAUCUUUAUCAUCUCCUCUUGAAGAGUGUCAUUAUGAUAGCAAUAGUCUGACUCAGAGCCUUGAAGUUGGUCUGAAUUCGAGCAAUCACAUGUCCAAAAUCAACCGGGUCAUUUUUGUUCCACAGAAGAGCAUUAGUAGUGUAGAGCUGAACGUAGAUGGUGAUGGUCCAGUAGAAGAGGUAGACAGGGGUUUUUCCACCCAACCGAGAAGGAAAAGCAGUGCUGCAUCUAUGACACAGUGGUCCUCAGAGAACUUUUUAGGCUCUGGGUCGCGACCUCGUAGAACCUCCAGUGCAAACCUUGGGGUUAAACCUUAUCCCACAAUACAGACUUCUUAUGUUAAAACAACCACCAGACAGCUCACCUCACCCAUAAUAUCUCCAUUCACUACUCCUUCGCCAAGCCCUAUGUGUCCUCGCAAGGUUGGCUUAGAGUUUGGAACAGGUCAAGGGCCGUACCGAGCCGGAAGCUGGAGAGCACGAAGGCAGCGAUCCUGUAGCAUUGCAGGUCCAGUGGGCUGCCAUGAGGAAUGGUGUGAGGUCAUACAUGAUCAGUCUGAACUUAUAGAGAGUGGCUUCCAGACUGAUAGAUCCAGGCAAACAACAUCCACUUUUCCAGAUGUGUUUUCAGGUAGCUCUCUAUUGGAGAGGUGUUUCUUACAGUGGAGCUCAUCUGAAGAUGACAGCGCUAUGCAGGACAUCGAGAGAUUCUGUUCUCGUAUUCUGGAUCUGGGGAUUUUACAGCCCUUCAGUGACUGCAUCAGGGAGCCAUCCACAGGAAGUGACGUCACAGAUAAGCCCACUUUUAAUAAGGAUCAACUGUACACCUGGGCUCCAAUGGGUCAGCAUGACAUCAGAACACCUGGGCGGUUGCAAAGAAUUUGGCCUCCGACCCUUACUGCUGCACAGGAUGGAUCCACGGGGCAAUCUGGAAGUGUUCUGGAAGGGUCUUCCGUUUCCAUUCAGGAGCUAGAGCAAACAAUUGAAGAGUUACUUGAGAAAAUAUCAGAAAUAGAAAAAGAUAAUCAUGUUGUGGAUGGAAAACUUGGAAGGAAGGAUCGAGAAGUGGCUGGUUUUAAUCAAACCAUCAAACAGACUAAAGUAAACGGACAACGUGUUCUGCAUCAUGUAAAAGCCAUUCAGACCUCGCCUGUUGAGGAAGCCUUCAAAUUUCCAGUGCCUUUAUCACACCAAUCACAGACUCCCAAAUUAAGUGACAGUGCCACUUCACCAAUGGGAUUACCCUAUACCUGUAGCUGCCAAAGAACCACUUCUCAACCACUAUCAACACCACCACCCCCUCAACUCCCUCCUCCCCCACCACUUUCAGGUAUGACUCCACCAAAACCCACAGGUGUGAUCCCACCUCCACCUCCUCUGCCAGGUUUUGUUCCGCCACCUCCAGUUGUUGGCAAAGCUCCACCCCCUCCUCCACUCCCAGGCAUGGUCCCACCUCCUCCACCUCCACUUCCAGGUAUGGCCCCACCUCCUCCACCUCCAUUCCCAGGCAUGACGCCACCCCCUCCUCCCCCUCCUCCUGGCUGUGGACCUCCACCGCCCCCUCUUCCACCUGGAAUUGGACCACCACCACCCUUCAUGGGUAUGGGGCCUCCAGGCAUGGCCCAUGAGUCUGUCCCCCUGAAGGCUGUCAUUGAGCCUCCACGACCAAUGAAACCACUCUACUGGACCCGGAUUCAGCUUCAUGCCAAAAAGGAUGCCAAAAGUGCUUUGGUGUGGGAGAAUGUUCAAGAGCCAUCAGUAGACUUUGACGAAUUUGUGGAAAUGUUUGCCAAAAGUGCAGUCAAGGAAAAGAAGAAACCUAUCUCAGAUACAAUAACCAAAUCGAAGGCCAAACAGGUAGUCAAGCUUCUGAGUAACAAACGUUCUCAAGCGGUGGGGAUUCUGAUGUCCAGUCUUCAUUUAGAUAUGAAAGACAUUCAGAAUGGUGAGCAACUCAACGAUUUGUUCUUAACACUCAUUAUGCCCAUUUGCAGUGUUGUGUGUGUAUGUGUACACACUGGUCUGUUAAGACUUCUUGCAAACAUCAUCUUUUCAUAAAAAGUAAUGGCAAAUUAUUAUUAGUGUCUUUGGAGCAUGUCCAAGAACAGUGAAACAGCUUAUGGGUCAUGGGUGAAAAGGUUUUCAAGCAUCAAAACAGUAAAUGUGUAAUAUACAUUUAAGGUUCUAUUUUAA